UGCGGAAUAUUGGUGACGAUGGUGAGGUACAGUAAGCCUAAAUGCGGAAGGGCUAGGCCUAUAUAUAGGUCUCACUGCAAUUACAGACUACUUUUGGAACCGGGGUUAUACCAGGUCACAGGUGUAUUAAUGCUAGCACGGAAAUUUAAUAAUGAUGCUAUCGACAAUAGGGAAUGAGAGAUUAUGGAGGCGAGAUUGGAACAAUGGAGGAUGCAGAAGACAAACAGGACACCACAAACCAGAAGGCAACCAACUGAUAGGAAAAAGCUACCUUGCGGCAAAGAAUUGAGUAGUUUUAAAACACAACAAAAAGGUCAAAUGUCAAGAAGCGUUCCAAGUUCAAGGAGGAAACAAAGGUCAAAACAGGAGGAUAGGUCAGCACAGGGACAAAGGUCUGUACUAGCUCUACGGUCAAAACAACAGGAUGUUCAUCAACGCAAAGAGACAAGCUCCGAUCUAACCAUGAGAGAAAAACUUGAAGCCUGGCUUGUUGAGAAAAAAAAGCGAAUAGAAUUUGAAAAAGCACAGAUUAAGAUUCGACGAUGGAACAGUAAUAAGAGGAAGCUAGCAGUGAGCCGUCUGGAUUGGCAGCCAGACACAAGCUUCAAACUAUGAGACAUUGUAACAAGCAAAUACCGGGAGUACUAUGGUCAAGAAAAAGCUUGUAAGUUAACUCCUGGUCAACUCCUUUGUCCUGCUGAUACAACUCAAAGGGAAGCGAUAAAUUUAAAGGAAAAUGUCAUGACAGAAAUCAAUUCAGUUAAAAUGAGUUUGGAGGAAGAAGGACUUGAGACGAUAAGAGUGUCUUCAG
This is a messenger RNA of Anneissia japonica, 811 nucleotides long. RefSeq lists its product as uncharacterized. The coding region runs from base 184 to 615 and encodes 143 amino acids. The record is from RefSeq and is a predicted model, not a curated record. NCBI's taxonomy places the organism in Eukaryota, Metazoa, Echinodermata, Crinoidea, Comatulida, Comatulidae. The transcript has 3 exons.